Molecule: messenger RNA, 541 nt
Organism: Scophthalmus maximus (turbot)
Lineage: Eukaryota; Metazoa; Chordata; Actinopteri; Pleuronectiformes; Scophthalmidae
Gene: snrpg
Product: small nuclear ribonucleoprotein polypeptide G
Exons: 4
Coding region: 111-341 (76 amino acids)
Biological process (GO): mRNA splicing, via spliceosome; spliceosomal snRNP assembly
Cellular component (GO): spliceosomal tri-snRNP complex; U2 snRNP; SMN-Sm protein complex
Molecular function (GO): RNA binding
Source: RefSeq, a predicted model, not a curated record
GCGGAAGUGCGUCAACCAGUUUCCGGUUGCUCAGUGCACGCUUCCCUUCCGCGGUUUUGUGAAACGAAAAUCAUACGAGUGACUGUCGGCUUCCAGAAAACAAAGAGAUAAUGAGUAAAGCACACCCGCCCGAGCUGAAGAAGUUCAUGGAUAAAAAGCUUUCGUUGAAGUUGAAUGGAGGCAGGCACGUGCAGGGCAUCCUGCGGGGCUUCGACCCAUUCAUGAACCUGGUGUUAGACGACUCUCUGGAGAUGGGCCAGGGUGGACAACAGAACAGCAUCGGCAUGGUGGUCAUCAGGGGAAACAGCAUUAUCAUGCUGGAGGCCUUGGAGCGAGUAUGAGAGAUGGGCCGGCCACAAACGGGGGAGAAUCAUCCAUAACUUUUUAAAUUCUGUUUCCAUCUUAGUUACUUGUUUCUUUGAAAUAGGCAAAGCCGAUUGUUCUUCUUUGUAUUGUCCAAUUUUUGAUUUUCACCGACGUACGCGUUUCUUUUUUGUUUUGAGUCGUGUAAUGUUGUGAAUAAAUGAGUUUUUCUUUGGUA